Messenger RNA from Manihot esculenta (cassava), 2671 nucleotides. RefSeq names its product bifunctional dihydrofolate reductase-thymidylate synthase. Gene Ontology annotation, biological process: dTMP biosynthetic process; tetrahydrofolate biosynthetic process. The record is from RefSeq and is a predicted model, not a curated record. Gene Ontology annotation, molecular function: thymidylate synthase activity; dihydrofolate reductase activity. NCBI's taxonomy places the organism in Eukaryota, Viridiplantae, Streptophyta, Magnoliopsida, Malpighiales, Euphorbiaceae. Gene Ontology annotation, cellular component: mitochondrion; cytosol.
AAAUGUUUUAUACGAAAAAAUGGUUGUUCUUUUCAGUUUUGCUUGCCUCCGGUUAUCUUCUCUGGUCCCUGUGUAGUUUAUACCUUUCCUUCCCAUCAAUGAAAGCUUCUUCCGAAUUCCGUCAUCGGAAAAUCGCCUAAGCGCUCGUGACAUUUUGGCGAUUGGAAACCCUAACCACUCUCCCUUUCUCUGUUGGUGCGAGUGAAAUUCUUAUAGAGUUUACUUGUAUGAGUUAUGCGACUUCCUUCAAUGAUAAUUUUAUAUUUUUUAAAAGUAACCAAUUUGUUAUUCAACGGAAAGGACCCUUCAGUCUUCACAGAGUGACCGAUGUUUGCUUGGAAGACGCUCGCUAUUUACGAAUUAUAUGUAGUUCUUUUUUUUUUUUUUUUAAUCUUCUUUGAUUGCAGAAAAUCUCUGUAAUACUGAACAAAUUUGGAAGUGUUCUUGUACUGCUGUUUCUCUUUUUCUUAUUUUCGUUGUUUCUUUUGUGAAGAAGAAUUUCCUUUUUUUUCACCUGUUGGAGACAGAUUACUGGAUCUGGCUAGCCUUCAGCAGAUAUGCAGAUGUUGAUACAGAGUUGCACUCAGAAGAGUAUGCUUUUUUCGAAGGUUUUUAUGAAAUAUCCUUAUUGUUCUCUCAGCUAUCAUACUGCUACAUUCUUUCUUGUGGGUUCUAGGCGAACCUUUAUAUGAGUACUGAGCAAAGUUGCAAUCUUUAUCAACAGGGUAACUAGGUUGCUGAGGUCAUUAUAAGGACUACUUUCAGACUUCUCAUUGAUUUCUGAACAUUCAAUUUGUUUUUUAAUGAGCAUGUUUCUAUGCAGUUGGAACCCAAAAAAAUUAUCCACCUACAUCCCUAUCUGCUUUCUAAAAUAUUUUUUAUGUGAGCAUUGUUAUGAUUCUUGGAAUUGUUAUUCUGAAUUAAGUUGUGUCUUUGUCUUAGUUGCAUUUAUUCAUUUUCAGGUUUUACUGAGUUCUGCUAAAAAUAGCUUCUGCAAUAAUCGUCUUGUUUCGGCAGCCUCGAAACUACAAAGAGCAUCUUACAUAACUUCAGAGUACAGAACUUACAGAAGAUCUUCUACUGUGUCUGGUGAUGCUUCAAGGAGCUUUCCUAGUGGUGAUGCCAAUUUGCAUCCUGAUCCUAGGAGUUAUGAAGUUGUGGUUGCUGCAACUCAUGAUAUGGGCAUUGGGAAGGAUGGGAAGUUACCAUGGAGAUUACCAUCUGACCUUAAUUUUUUCAAGAAGCUUACAUUGACCACAUCAAAUCCUGGGAAAAAGAAUGCAGUGGUGAUGGGUAGGAAAACAUGGGAGAGCAUUCCCCUCAGGUACAGACCCCUACCAGGACGCUUGAAUGUUGUCCUGACUCGCUCUGGAAGUUCUGAUAUUACAGCUGCAGAAAAUGUUGUAGUUUGUGGAAGCAUACCAUCAGCUUUGGAAUUAUUAGCAGAAGCACCUUACUCUUUCUCAAUUGAGAGGGUGUUUAUUAUAGGAGGUGGUCAGAUAUUGAGGGAAACAAUUAAUGCACCAGGAUGUGAUGCCAUCCACAUUACUGAAAUUGAGACCAGCAUCAAAUGUGACACCUUCAUUCCAGCUGUUGAUUCUUCUCUAUUUCAGCUUUGGUAUUCUUCUCUGCCAUUAGUGGAAAACAAUAUUCGAUAUUCUUUUGUGACUUAUGUUCGUGUAAAGAAUUCAGAAAAAUAGAACUCAUUUUGAAAGAACUGCAGCAAAGUCUAAUGGUAAUCUAUUCAACCAGUUUUGAGAAUUUUUCCCAGUCUUCCAAAGUUUAUCUUUGAGAAACACAAUGGGUAUAUAUAUCUAAGAUUAGUUGAGAAAAUUAUUUCAAGUGGAACCCUGAAAGAUGACCAGACAGGGAGUGGUACUCCAUCAAAAUUUGGGUGUCAGAUGCAUUUCAAUCUGCGCCGAUCUUUUCCACUUUUUACAACCAAGGGAGUGUUUUGGGGAGGAGUUGUUGAAGAACUUCUAUGGUUUAUUAGUGGUUCAACAAAUGCAAAGGUUCUACAGGAGAAAGAUGUUCACAUAUGGGAUGGAAAUGCUUCCAGAAACUACCUUGACAGUAUUGGCCUGAAAAAUAGAGAAGAGGGUAACUUAGGACCCAUAUGUGGCUUCUAAUGGAGACAUUUUGGUGCUAGAUAUACAGACAUGCAUGCUGAUUACACUGGCCAAGGAUUUAAUCAACUAGAUGAUGUUAUUGACAAGAUUCUGAGGAUAAAUCCCCAUAAAAUGGAGAUUGGUUCAUUUCGGGCAUCAGACUUUGAACUUAUAGGUUAUGAUCCCUAUGAGAGAAUUGACAUGAAAAUGGCAGUGUAGAUCUCUAAAGCAGAACGAACUACGGGUGGAUAUAUUGUCAAGGGUUGAAGAAGAAUAUUCCUCAACAGCUUGGGGGAUGAAUGAGAUUUUUGGCUAUGGAACAAAAGAGAAUGGCAGAAGCUGCCUGUUUCAGUUUUGGGGAGAGCUGGCAUGUUAUUGUUCUUCUUCUACAUCUUCAAGCGUAUAGACGUUAAGGCUUUUGUUGGACUUUGGCUUGAAGAACUAGUAUUCUCUCAUUGUCUCUGAUGAUUUCGAACUCAUUGCCACUGAUGAUUUCGAAAUUAGAGUAAAGGAUUUGAAUAACGUUAUUCGUGCCCCCAAUAAACAAACAGAUUAUUAAUCCA